Messenger RNA from Wallemia mellicola CBS 633.66, 2616 nucleotides. Its product is annotated as OTU-domain-containing protein. The record is from RefSeq and is a predicted model, not a curated record. Bases 1 to 2616 code for a protein of 871 amino acids. Lineage: Eukaryota; Fungi; Basidiomycota; Wallemiomycetes; Wallemiales; Wallemiaceae. The transcript has 2 exons.
AUGUCAUUAGAGGAGUUUUCGCAACGAGUAGCUCAAGAUGAAAUAAAACACAGCCAAACGCAAUCUCCUUCAGACCCUUAUUAUCCUCAAAAAAGUCGUACCGCAUAUGCAAAAAGGCUACUUGAAGAUCUUCCAAAGGACGUCGAUUUGGAUAGCUACUGUAUGACUGUUUACCCAAGUGAACUCUUGACUUUAUUUAGCGGGUCUACUCCAGUUAAUCUAGUAUCACACAAACCCUUCAUCAGAGACGUCGAAGAAUACCGAGAUUGGGUAUAUAUUGGCCAGUCUGUAGCAAUGUUUCUUAUAUCGCCAAGGUUCAAAGAGCCUCUUUUACAUGAGCUUGAAAGACUCAAUUAUACAGUUGAUUUUUCUCAGUAUAAGUACGUCCUCAUUAAAGGAAACCAAGUUACUGUGAUGGGCGUUCUUGUCCAUUGCUUGACGGCGAUAGAUUGUGAUGCUGUUAGAAUUCGAGUUUAUAAUUUGAAAGCUCCUAUCCGUCUCUUAAGUGAGCUUUAUACUUUUCAUUCGUCGCAUCCACUCCGAUUCACUAAUUUCUUCGAUGUCGGUGUCACUGAAAAACAAGACAUCGCAGGUCUAUCUCUCCUUAAAGGGGUAGGGCCGCUCACGAAGACAUUUCCCAUCUGCAGUCCAGCUGCCAAAGGCUAUGGUACCGUCCGUUUGCAGACAAAAAUUUCGCACAAAUUCGUUAACGCUCUUGCACUUGAACACCAAAUAGUAGAGACUAAGAUGUACUCAAAAGUAGCCCAUGUUAUCAGAUCAAUCGGAGUCAAGCCUUCUUUAUUCAACGCAAGGACUGUUAUGGUAAUGAAAGGUAGAUAUAACUCGGCUAAAGGAACCUUUGACAAAAUCUGCAACAAACCUGAUGACGUCCUUCAAGGCUUUCGCAUUGAAGCCACAAUACGGGCGACUAAUUUAACGUGGGCUUUAGAGAUAGCCUUGAUUCACAGGCUCCUUGACAGUCAGACAUAUGAUCAACGAUAUGAAUUAACUGAGCUUCCAAGGUCUGCAUACAUCGCCAAUGCACAAAGAUUGAUAAGUAAAGUACAAGAUUUUAAUCUACUGAAAGGUUCUAGUUCUGCUAAAGCAUCAAAUGAAAAGAAUAAGGUGGAAGCAGAUAUUUGGCAGUCUGUCGGUUGGAACAACUCCAGAAGAAAACUUACUAAACACAACGAUGUUAACGCUUGGUGGAACGAUCAUAUCACGAACCGGGAGUUCGAAAAGAGUAUCAGAUUCGUCAGUGAUGUUUUCUUUAGUGAAACUGCAAAUUGUAAAGCUUUUUUCAUGUUCGUGAAAAGUAGACUCAAAUGCCCAAAUUGUGAUGGAAUAGACACGUUCAAUGUUGGUGGAAGGACAAAAAACUUCACUAUGAAGUGUGGGAACUGUUCUGAACGAAUGGGAAAGAAAAAAAGUACUAUUAUGUGGAAUGAGCUUCUAAAUGGAGAAGAUAAGGAAUACUUUCAAGAUGCCAUAGAAGCUACUAGAGAGGCUAAUUGCUCACCGCGACCCACGUCACCUGUUCGACGGGACUCAUUCAAUUCAAGUAGCUGUCCAUCCGAUCUAGGCAGCUGUACAUCUGAUUCAAGUAGCUGUCCAUCUUUAUACGACACCUCACCUGAGCCUCGAAAGAGAUUUAUUGCGGAAACAUCCUCUGAAGAUUCAGCAGAUUCAAUUUGUCAAUCUUCUCAUUGUUCACCGGGUUCAAGCUGUUCAUCUAUACACGAUUCACCUGAACCUCCUCAUAAGAAAUUCAUUGUGGAAAGAGAUUCUGACAAUUUAUCACGUUCAUUCGACGCACCUGAAACCCAUCGAGAUAGGUCUGUCAUCGAAAUAAAUUCUGACAGUCCAUCAUACCCAUUCGAUACGCCUGAACGUGAUCGAGAAAGGUCUGUCAUUGAGAUAUCUUCUGACAGCUCAGAAGGUAGUCCUGAACUUCGAAAAAGGAUGUUUUUGGAGGUAGAAUCUUCUCAAUCGCAUGUUCCUGAGAGUGUAGAAUCGAACAGUGCAGGAUCCCAUCAGUGCGCUCAGUCUGAAGGUGAGGUUGAAGCACCAACAAAUGCUCCAGCUCAAGCUACAUCUAUAGAGCAGGUAAAUGAUGAAAUGCAAGAGGGGCCAAAAUACAUGGUCCGCACCUUUUGGAAAAACAUAUUGGACAGCAAUUUUCCAGAAGGAGCAGUACAUCAUCAAAUACCUAACCACUACAUUAGGACUGAUGGUUACAUUGUUGGUGAUGGGAAUUGUAUGUUUAGAGCUAUAUCAUUUGCUCUUUAUGAUGAUCAGGAAAAGCAUGAUGAUAUCAGAAAGCUGGUUGUGGACUACAUGGCAAAAAAUAUCGAAGGGAGAGUAGGCCAAGAAAACGCUGAGAUGUUGGAUUGCUCGACUUGGGUAGAUUAUCUCCGUAAAAUGCGGAAAGAAGGAACCCAUGGAGACGAAUAUGUUCUUAUAAACGCAGCCCUGGCUUGCCGUACCAACAUCGUAGUUCUUUCAACGAGUGGCAGUACCAAGUCCAUCAAAACAUUCAGAUAUAGGGGUGAACAACUGAUUGCUAUCUGUCAUGUCAAUGGUAAUCACUAUGAAGCUUUGAGGGGUACCAAAUAG